Harpia harpyja (harpy eagle) is the source of this 2187-nucleotide messenger RNA. RefSeq names its product H2.0 like homeobox (gene HLX). The record is from RefSeq and is a predicted model, not a curated record. NCBI's taxonomy places the organism in Eukaryota, Metazoa, Chordata, Aves, Accipitriformes, Accipitridae. Gene Ontology annotation, biological process: regulation of DNA-templated transcription. Gene Ontology annotation, molecular function: sequence-specific DNA binding; DNA-binding transcription factor activity, RNA polymerase II-specific.
UUUUUUUUUUUUUUUCUCCCCAGUGCGAGGAAAGGGGGUUUGGUUUGGUUUGGGUUUGUUUUGUUUGCGCCGCUCCGCUCUUCGCCCGCUCGCUCUCUCCGUCUCGCCGUGGGUUCGGGGGACUUUUUCCUUUUUUUUUUUUUUUUUUUUUUUUUUUGCUGGGGGAGGGAGAGGUUGGUUUUCCCUCCUUGCCCCUCCGGCAAGUGCUCCGCCAGCCUCCUCUCGCCCCACCAUCCCUCCCCAUGCGCCCGGGGCGGCGGGCAGCUCCGCGGCGCGCACCCGGGAGCUGAGCGGCGGAGCGGCGCGUCCCCGUCCCCGGGCAGGAUGUACACGGCCGGGCUGGCUCCUUUCUACGCCUCCAACUUCAGCUUGUGGUCAGCGGCGUACUGCUCGGCAUCGGGGCCGGCAGCCGGCGGCUGCUUCCCUCUGGACGCCGCGGCGGCGAAGAAGCCGUCCUUCUGCAUCGCCGACAUCCUCCACGCCGGCGGCGAAGCUGCGGGAGGAUCCGCCGACAGCCUGCCCGGAGGUCCCGGCACCGGGAUGCCGGCGACUCUGGGAGCCGUCCAUCACGGCGGUGCCUUCCACGCCGCCGCCUCGCCGCUCCGGCCCACGCCCGUCGUGGCCCCCGACGCCCCCGCCGCCGCCGCCGCCUUCCCGCCGCGCCUCUCGCCGCUCUCCGCCGCCUACCACUCCCACCACCACCGCCCCCCGCAGCACCGGUCCCCCGCAGCGGCGGCGGCGGCGGCGGCGGCAGCGGGGGGGGGCGGCGGAGGCGCCCCUGUCCCGGCCCCGGCCCCCGCCCGGCUGCCGGGCGGCCACACGCACGGCUCGGCGCCGGCGCCCGCCAGCAAGGACCUGAAAUUCGGCAUCGACCGCAUUUUAUCGGCGGAGUUUGACCCCAAAGUCAAGGAAGGCAACACGCUGAGAGAUCUGACCUCCUUAUUAACUACCAGCCGCCAAACUGGGGUUCAUCUCCCCAACUUGCAGCCUUCCGCCGGCCAGUUCUUCGCGUCUCUAGACCCCAUUAACGAGGCCUCUGCUAUUCUGGGUCCCUUAAACACAAACCCAAGGAGCUCAGUUCAGCACCAGUUUCAAGACACUUUUCCAGGUCCGUACGCAGUUUUAACCAAGGACACGCUGCCCCAGACAUACAAGAGGAAACGCUCCUGGUCCAGGGCUGUUUUUUCCAACCUGCAGAGGAAAGGUUUAGAAAAACGGUUCGAAAUCCAGAAAUAUGUCACCAAACCGGACAGAAAGCAACUGGCGGCGAUGCUGGGGCUGACAGAUGCUCAAGUGAAGGUGUGGUUCCAGAACCGGCGGAUGAAAUGGCGGCACUCCAAGGAGGCGCAGGCCCAGAAGGACAAGGAGCCGCCGCCGGAGCCGGAGCCGGAGCCGGCGGCCCAGCGACCCGGCGCACCGCCCGCCGCCGCCGCCGGGGAGCCCGAGCGAAGCCCCAGCCGCUCCGAGGGCGACAGCGACAGCAGCGACGCCGACUCCCUCGACAUGGCCCCCAGCGACACGGAACGGACUGAGGGAGCCGAGCGGAGCCUGCCCGCCGCCGGGCUCGGCAAGUCCUCCGGCAGCCCCGGCCUCCCCUCCCCGUCGCCCCCGCCGCCGCUGCCCGCCGCCGCCAGCCCCGAGCCGCGGAGCGGCCUAUAGACGGGGCGGCCCCGCGGCACCCGCGCCCGGGACCUGCGCGCUAAUUUAUCUCCCUUCCUCCGCCCCGGGAGCGCGGCACCGGCCAGCACGGCACCGGCCCGCUCCCGCCCGCGGCCAGCGCCCGGCCCGGCCCGGGGCGAGGGACCGAGGACGCGGGCGGAGCGGGGAGCCCCGGCCCCGGGACGGCCGUGCGUGAGGCGGCCGCCUCUCCCUCCACGCUGCUCGCAGGAGAGCGGGAUUUCUCUGAUUUUUUUUCUUUUUUUUUUUUUUAAUUUUAUUUUAUUCUUCGUCUCCCGCCCCUUGUCCUCUCCAGGAAAAUCCGAGCGAGGGACUCCGAGAACGUGCUCUGAAAUCCCUCUCUUCCCCAAACCCUCCCCAGACAAUUUACAAUGUGAAGUAUUUUGCCAACGUCCUCAUCGGUUGCAACGUGUUGCUUCGAAUAAUCCGGCCAAGAAAUACUGCACUGACAAAAAUAUAUAAAUAUAUAUAUAUAUCUCCUGUAAAUAAAAUGUUUGCUAUGGUUUGUAA